Messenger RNA from Dentiscutata erythropus, 3243 nucleotides. NCBI's taxonomy places the organism in Eukaryota, Fungi, Glomeromycota, Glomeromycetes, Diversisporales, Gigasporaceae. The record is from the annotation of a GenBank genome assembly.
AUGGCAAAUUUGCUUAUUAUGACAUUAAUGUGUGUAUGGUGUGCGGUUGGAACAAGGGUAUGGGAAAGUGGGUUUAGCAAUUUAGAUCCACCAUAUCUCAAUACUACUGAUAAUCUUAAUUUUAACGCCUUUAUUACAUUUUGGAAUGCAUUGAUCUGUUUUCAAAACAUCGUUCCGAUCUCAUUAUAUUUGUCAAUGGAAUUUGUAAAGAGUGUUCAGGCAUUCUUUAUUUUUAUGGAUAAAGAAAUGCAUUAUGAAGUAACUGAUACUCCAUGUAUUCCAAAGAAUUGGAAUUUAUCUGAUGAUCUAGGUCAGAUUGAAUAUAUGUUUUCUGAUAAAACUGGUACGCUAACGCGUAAUGUGAUGGAAUUCCGCAUAUGUUCUAUCGGUGGUAAGGUCUAUGGAGAAUACACACUCAAUCAAAGCGGAGGUUCAUCUGAUGCUGAAAAUGAAUUAAUAAAAAAACCAUUCACAGAUAAAGAGCUUUCGGUUGAUAUGCAGUCUGCAGAUCAAUUCAAAGCGAAAACUAUCAAAGAUUUUUUCACACUCCUUGCGAUAUGUCAUACGGUUUUGGUUAGUACAAAUGACGAUGGAGAACCACAAUACAAAGCUCAAUCUCCUGAUGAAGCUGCACUUGUGCAAGCUGCCAAGGACGUUGGAUAUACUUUUCGUUCACGUGAAUCAGAACAUAUAUUAAUCACCACACCUGAAGGUGAAAAAGUUCACUAUCAAUUAUUGAAUGUUCUUGAAUUUACAAGCUCACGAAAAAGGAUGAGCAUUAUUGUGCGAAAUCCCUUGGAUGGCCGUAUCAUUAUGUUUUGUAAAGGAGCAGAUAAUGUUAUUUUUGAGCGGCUAAAAAAUGGACAAGAUUACAUAGUUAAUGUUACUGGUGAACAUUUAGAAGAAUUUGCGAGAGAAGGUCUUAGAACACUUUGUCUAGGUUAUGCCGAAAUUAGUCAAGAACAAUAUAAUAAAUGGAAUAUUGAAUUCCGUGAGGCUUCAACUGCAAUUAGUGAUCGAGAUAAGAGAAUUGCUAGUGUUUCUGACAAGAUCGAAAGAGAUUUGAUUCUACUUGGAGCUACUGCAAUAGAGGAUCGUUUACAAGAUGGAGUGCCAGAAUGUAUAGCCACUUUAAAACGUGCCGGCAUAAAAAUCUGGGUGUUGACGGGAGAUAAAAUGGAAACAGCAAUUAGUAUAGGUUUUUCUACAUGUUUAUUAAGUAGGGAAAUGAAUCUCAUUAUCGUUAGGGGUGGUGCUUAUGGAGAACCUGGUAGUGCUUAUGAACAAAUGCGUAAUGCAGUAGAAAAGUUCUUUCCAAGUGAGCUAGAUAUUCUCGAAUCUGCUGCGAAAGCACCUCCUGUAGUAAUGAAUAAUAAUGGUUCUCGACCAUCAAUGACACAUACACGAGAAAUGAGCUUAGGUGGUAUUUCUCUUUAUUCCAAUUUAUCAAAUGUUCAUCGACCCGGUGGGUAUGCCUUGAUAAUUGAUGGUUCGGCACUCAAACAUGCAUUAGAUGAACCCUUUAGUCGGAGCUUACUUUUAGAUUUGGCUUGUCGAUGUAAAGGAGUUAUUUGUUGCCGUGUUUCUCCUCUGCAAAAAGCUAAAGUUGUAGAGUUGGUGAAGGAAGGGAAACAGGCUGUAACAUGUGCAAUAGGAGAUGGCGCCAACGAUGUUAGCAUGAUUCAGGCCGCACACAUUGGCAUUGGUGUAGCAGGAGAAGAAGGACUACAAGCUGUUAUGGCGUCCGAUUAUGCCAUUGCACAAUUUCGUUUUCUUACUCGUCUUUUGUUAGUUCACGGACAUUAUGCUUACAUUCGUAAUUCCAACUUAAUUUUAAACUUCUUUUAUAAGAAUAUGAUUGGCGUCGGAGUUCUAUUUUGGUUUCAAUUAUUUGAUGGAUAUUCUACAACAGUCAUUUUUGAGUAUACAUAUACAUUGUUUUGGAAUUUAUUCUUCACCUGUUGCGCUGUGUUGGCCAUUGGUGUCUUUGAUCGUGAUGUUCCUGAUAGAGUUGCAAUUGAGGUACCAGAAUUAUAUCAAUGGGGAAUGAAAAAGAAAGCAUAUACAAUGCCCAUAUUUUAUGUAUUUAUGUUUGAAGGAAUAUAUCAAUCCCUGGUGUGCUUUUUUGUUCCAUAUUUUGCUUAUGGGUUAGGGAGUGUAAAUGUUGAUGGUCGUGCGCCUGAUUAUCUUGAAUUUGGCACAGAGAUGGCAGCAGCUUGUAUUACAGUGGCUAAUCUGUUUAAUGGGUUUAAUUCUGAAUGUUGGACGGUGUUUCAUUUUAUUUCUGUAUUUGGAUCAAUUGGAUUAAUAUAUAUUUAUAUAGCAAUAUAUAGUUUAGUACCAGAUAUGCAAGAUUCUGGCAUUUAUGGUUUUAAUAAUAUUGUAUAUCGUUCUGCUGUAUUUUGGUUUUGUAUUAUAUUAUCAAUCAUAGUUUCUAUACUUCCACGAUUUCUAUGGAAAUAUUGGCAAAGAAAUUAUUUACCUACAGACUCUGAUAUUGUGAAAGAAGUAUGCAAGGAAGAUCCCCAAUACGACUUUAUUCAUGAUAGUCAGUUCAAUCCAACUUUAGGACUUUACAAGAAUUUGACACGUGAAACAGUUCUUUCUGCUCAAGAUUCAUCUGUUCCUAUUUAUACUGAUGGUACACUUACUCGUACUCCUCGACCUAGCUUUACAACUGAACGUUCAAUGAGUACUAAGUCAGGAUUACAUAUAAUUACACACUCGUUGGAGCAAGUAAAUAUUAUUGAGAUACCGGAGACUCCAGCCAGCAUGACAUUUAUGCAAACAGGAAUAACUUCGCCUAUGCGUGGUUAUGCAUUUUCACAAGAAGAAGGUACUGGAAGAAUUAUGGCACCACCUUUACGACGUCGUAAAACCAAUCCCGGUCCUUUAGGACAUAUUGCUAGAAUUGAAACUAGCCCAAUACGUCGAAUGAGUUUACCGGAUGUGAGAGCAUCUGGUGACUUAACAGCCAUUGAAGAAAGGACACGUAUGGUUCAAUUUAGAGAAUCAAAUAGUUCGACAAGUACAAGUAUUAUACAUUCUCGAAGAGAAAGUGAAAGCUUAGAUGAAUCACCCGUUUCAGAUUCAAUACAACCAAGACUGACUAGUAAUGAAAGUAGUGAACCAAUAGCUAUGGAAGUGAUAAAUGAUGAUGUUAAUGAUAAUAUUGAUCAAGGAAGUACAAAUAUUAAUCAAGAAAAAGAGACGGACAAUACUGAUCAAGAAGUUACUGAAUAA